AUGUCAUCAAUAUUCCAGGCCUUCACUCUAGAAGAAGUCGAGAGCAUCCGUUCUGUUGUUCUUAUAGGUCAGCAGAAUGAUGACAUGCUAUUGACAAAUUGCACACAUCGUCCACUCUCAGAGGCACAAGCAUUCAUUAAAAGAUUUAAGAAAAAUUUACUAGAUAUACAUGUAGAAUCACAAGAAAUAUCUGAUAUGGCAAAUCAGCAGUAUGUUGCGAUAAUUACAGCAGCUAGAGCUAAGAAAAGUAUGCAUGCAAAUAAUUUAUCAAGCACUAAUUCAAUUGCAAACCUUACUUUACCAUUCGCAAAUGCAAUAGAUUCGCUACCACUGAAGUUUAGAAUGAAAUUUAGUAAAAUAGAGACCGAAACUGAGGCAAGUUCCCCGAAACCUCCAAUUCCGACUAGAUCCAAAUCCGUUACAAACGGAAUGAAUAAAGAGAUAGAGGUCAAACCAGUGCCUAAAAUUCAGAUACCUGUUAUUCCUCCUUCCGAUUUUAAGUUCCUACAUUCCGUAAAAGAUGCCAGUGAAAUUACGCCAGGAGAUUUAGCAGCAGUUUUAAAGAAUCGCGAAGGUCCAACAAUCAUUUGCCGAGUGAUCGCUCUGAAAACUAUCAACGGAAUACCUCAUGCGUUGGUGGCAUCUUUCUUAAACGAGAUAGGGCCUUGCUAUUUUCCAUUACAUCACCUGGUAAUGUUACGUUCUGAAGCUGAUACAUUCGAACCUGGCGCUCAAAUCCUUACAGUUGACAAGCUAGUCAAGAAAAUAAUGUUGCGGGCACAAUCUGUAGUACUGGCAAUAGAAGAUAUACCGGGAAUGAAAUCAGGUAAUUCUAUAAAACCGGAAUUGAGAAAGAAUAUGCUUUAUCAGACCUUAGCUUGCGCUGCUCAAUUACAAUUACUUAAUUUCAUUGCUAGCUGGGAAAUACCAGAAAGCAAAAUGGAAAUACUACUUAGAGAAGUAGAAAAAAUGUUCCAAGCAAAGUUUAAAUCAACAGAAGAAACAAAUCUGAGAUGUCAAACCAUUUUCGGUCAAAUCUUAGAGCACGUGAAAUAA
This is a messenger RNA of Trichomonas vaginalis G3, 1056 nucleotides long. RefSeq lists its product as uncharacterized. NCBI's taxonomy places the organism in Eukaryota, Parabasalia, Trichomonadida, Trichomonadidae. The record is from RefSeq and is a predicted model, not a curated record. The coding region runs from base 1 to 1056 and encodes 351 amino acids. The transcript has a single exon.